UAAGCAAACCUCCUCUUCUCUUCCUCCCAACACUCUCUCUUCAAAACCCAUUAUUUACAAAUCUCUGUCUCUCUGUCUCUCUCUCUCAGUUUGUUCCUUCUCGUGUUUAAUGGCAUCAAGUGUUGGGUUGUGUUCGUAAUACCCAUUUCUUAAGACACAUCAAAUGCUGUUUUUAUUUGUUUGAUAUUUUUCUUUUUGAGAUUUUGAAGUAUCCUUCAAUGGCGGAUACUUUUUACUGUACACAGAACAAUGCCAAUACUUGUUUUGAUGAUCAAUUUGAUUGUAAUGCCAUAAAUAAUAAGGUUGAGCAAUGCUCAAUUUUUCUGCCCCAUACUUUGCUGGGUUUUGCUUUACAGAGUGAAGAGAGGGUGAGAGGAAUGGUGGAAAAAGAGCUUGAGCAUUUGCCCAGCCAUGAUUAUCUUAAGAGACUGCGCAGUGGGGAUUUGGAUUUGAAGUUUAGGAGAGAAGCUCUUGAUUGGAUUUGGAAGGCUCAUGCCCAUUACAGCUUUGGACCUCUCACUCUUUGUCUAUCUUUAAACUACUUGGACCGUUUCCUCUCAGUGUAUCACUUGCCUAUGGAUAAAAGCUGGACUGUGCAGCUGCUGUCAGUUGCUUGUGUGUCUCUAGCAGCAAAGAUGGAGGAGACAGAAGUACCACUGUCCAUAGAUUUACAGGUGGAGGAGCCUAAGUUUGUGUUCGAAGCAAAAACCAUACAAAGAAUGGAGCUUCUGGUUCUAAGCAGGUUGAAAUGGAAGAUGCAUGCCAUAACUCCAUUUUCUUUCAUUGAUUAUUUCCUGAGUAAGAUGAGUGUUGGAGAGCACGUAUCGAGGGUAUCCUUGUCAAAAUCUUCACAACUCAUUCUGAGCACAAUUAAAGGCAUUGACUUCUUGGAAUUCAGGCCUUCUGAAAUUGCUUUAGCUGUGGCAAUUUCCACUUCAGGAGAAUGGCAAGCAUCCGACGUCAAUAAAGCAAUCCUUUCUUUUCCAUAUAUGGAGAAAGAGAGGGUGAUGAAGUGCAUCGAUCUGAUCAGAGAUGUAUCGUUGAUUAGUAAUGUAAAUACAUUGGUUGCUGAUAAUGUUGCUGGUUCAGUUCCUCAAAGCCCUGUUGGGGUGUUGGAUGCAGCUUGUUUGAGCCAAAAACAGAAGAACUAUUAACUUCUGGGUCAUUAUUAAUUUUACUGCAAAUGAAAAGGGAAAAAAAACCCUGAAAUUUUCCCCAACUUUGAGAUAGAUAAGAGGUAGAGUGUAAGAGAGAGAGAGAGAGAGAGAGAGAAAACAGGACAAAGCAGAAAAGUGUUGCUCCAAUUCCUAAAUUCACUUUUUUAUAAACAGAAUUUUAGUGUGCAAGAAGGAAGCAGAGGAAGAGAAGGAGAUGAAUGCUGUGGUGUGUGUGUGUGUGUUUUUUGUUGGUUUGUCUUCAUUUCCUUAGGGCUUUAAAUAACGAAGUUAUUGUAUGGCAGUGUGGUAGAGAAGGGGGAAGCAGAGCAGAACAGAGCAGAACAGAGCAGAGCAGAACAGAGCAAUGGAAUUAUAUAUGUGUUUGUUUUGGGGAUUGAGAAAGAGGGCCCCACUUGGUCAAACUCAAACUCCUCCUGUGUUCUGAAUGCUCUGUAAAACCAACUCUGUAUCUGUAUGUAUAUAAUGAUGAUUAAAAAACAAGGAAAUGUUUUGUUUUGAGAAAAACAUUGGAAAUAAUGCAAUUUCCUCCAACUGCACAGAAACAGAGAGAGAGAGAGGUUGAGUUCAGGAUUCAGCUACCAUUGCCAUUUCUGAAGGCAACCCAUGAAUUGUUUAAGGACUCUCUCAUUAAGAUACCUGUGCAUUUUCACUCACUCACUCACUCACUAAGUCUUGUGGAGCAGGCUUUGGCUCCCCCAUGGUUGUCACUGACAAGCACCCACUCAAAAACAUUGCCUCUGCAACACCCAUUAAACAACAAUAAAGCUACCUUAAACGACAGCUGAGCAUGGUCAGGUAUUAAUGUAAAAACAAGUUAUUAAUCCCUGUCUUAGCCCUUAAACCUCAGCCAGAGAGGC
This is a messenger RNA of Cucurbita moschata (crookneck pumpkin), 2035 nucleotides long. Its product is annotated as cyclin-D2-1-like. Bases 219 to 1154 code for a protein of 311 amino acids. Gene Ontology annotation, molecular function: cyclin-dependent protein serine/threonine kinase regulator activity. Gene Ontology annotation, biological process: regulation of cyclin-dependent protein serine/threonine kinase activity; mitotic cell cycle phase transition. Lineage: Eukaryota; Viridiplantae; Streptophyta; Magnoliopsida; Cucurbitales; Cucurbitaceae. Gene Ontology annotation, cellular component: cytoplasm; cyclin-dependent protein kinase holoenzyme complex; nucleus. The record is from RefSeq and is a predicted model, not a curated record. The transcript is spliced from 6 exons.